This is a messenger RNA of Penicillium taxi, 2385 nucleotides long. RefSeq names its product chaperone ATPase HSP78 (gene hsp78). Gene Ontology annotation, molecular function: ATP hydrolysis activity; ATP binding. Bases 1 to 2385 code for a protein of 794 amino acids. Gene Ontology annotation, biological process: cellular response to heat. NCBI's taxonomy places the organism in Eukaryota, Fungi, Ascomycota, Eurotiomycetes, Eurotiales, Aspergillaceae. The transcript has a single exon. Gene Ontology annotation, cellular component: cytoplasm; mitochondrial matrix. The record is from RefSeq and is a predicted model, not a curated record.
AUGGCAUCUAGACUCUCUCUUACUGCACGUAGCCGGCUGCUGAGGGCUUCUACUCCCUCAAACAAAUCACUAUCUAUAACCUCUCGUUUUACUCGUCUUCCGAGAAAUCCGUACCUACUUGCCGUCGCUGCCAGAUCUACUAUACCACUUUCCUCCGUGCGCCACUAUGCUAAUGGUCGACCACAUCCCCCCGGUGGUACUCACCGCAUGAACAUGAGUGCAGAGCCAGAGAAGUCCGCUCUAGAACAAUAUGGUGUCGAUCUGACUAAGAAAGCGAAGGAUGGCAAGCUGGAUCCUGUCAUUGGAAGAGAUGCCGAGAUCCACCGAACUAUCCAGGUACUAUCCCGUCGCACCAAAAACAAUCCAGUAUUGAUUGGUGCAGCUGGUACCGGCAAGACUGCGGUACUAGAAGGACUUGCCCAACGUAUUGUGCAAGGCGAUGUCCCGGAGAGUAUCAAGAACAAACGCGUGAUCUCUCUGGACUUAGGUUCGCUGAUUGCGGGCGCCAAGUUUCGUGGUGACUUUGAAGAACGUCUGAAGUCCGUGUUGAAGGAGGUUGAAGACGCUCACGGCGGUGUCAUUCUAUUUAUUGAUGAGCUUCAUACUUUACUGGGACUGGGUAAGGCUGAGGGUAGCAUUGAUGCUAGCAAUCUACUAAAGCCCGCCCUUUCUCGUGGCGAGCUUCAAUGUUGUGGUGCUACAACUUUGAACGAAUACCGUCUAAUUGAAAAGGAUGUUGCUCUCGCUCGACGAUUCCAGCCCAUCCUUGUCGAAGAACCAUCCGUUGCCUCCACGAUCUCCAUCCUACGCGGUAUCAAGAAUAAAUAUGAGGUUCAUCACGGUGUUCGUAUUACAGAUGGAGCCCUAGUUGCUGCCGCCACUUAUAGCAAUCGUUACAUCACCGAUCGAUUCCUCCCUGAUAAGGCAAUCGACCUUGUGGAUGAGGCUGCCUCUGCUCUCCGUCUACAACAAGAAUCCAAGCCCGACGCAAUCCGAGAAUUGGAACGCGAUAUCACGACCAUUCAAAUUGAGCUUGAGUCCCUCCGAAAGGAGACAGAUGUGAGCAGCCGCGAGCGGCGAGACAAACUGAAAGAAGACUUGAAAGUUAAGCAAGAGGAGGCAAAGGAAUUGACCAAUGUCUGGGAAAAAGAGAAAGCUGAAAUCGACGCCAUCAAGCGCACCAAAGAAGAUUUGGAACGCGCACGGUUCGAACUCGAAGAAGCUCAACGAGAAGGAAACUUUGGCAAAGCUGGAGAGCUUCGAUACUCCAGGAUUCCUGAGCUCGAGGCGAAGCUACCCAAGGAGAGCGAGCAAGAUUCAGAGAGCCAGAGUCUCAUUCAUGACUCUGUUACCGCCGACGACAUUGGUAAUGUGGUAUCUAGAACCACUGGCAUUCCAGUCAAUAAACUCAUGGCUGGUGAUGUUGAGAAGUUGAUCCAUAUGGAAGACACUCUACGUAAAUCAGUUCGGGGACAAGAUGAGGCUCUGUCUGCUGUAGCAAAUGCAGUUCGCAUGCAGAGAGCUGGACUCAGCGGUGAAAACCGCCCACUAGCCUCAUUCAUGUUCCUUGGGCCCACCGGUGUCGGAAAGACUGAGUUAUGCAAAAAGAUGGCCGAGUUCCUAUUCUCCACCGAGUCUGCAGUUGUGCGAUUUGACAUGAGUGAAUUCCAGGAGAAACAUACCAUCAGUCGUCUGAUCGGUUCCCCCGCCGGCUACAUUGGAUAUGAUGAUGCUGGUCAGCUCACCGAAGCUGUGAGACGUAAACCAUAUGCCGUUCUGCUGUUCGAUGAGUUCGAGAAAGCUCAUCGUGAUAUUUCGGCCUUGCUGCUACAGGUUCUUGAUGAGGGUUUCCUCACAGAUGCUCAAGGCCAUAAGGUUGAUUUCAGAAACACCCUGAUUGUCCUUACCUCCAACCUUGGUGCUGAGAUCCUGGUCGGUGCCGAUCCUUUGCACCCCUACAAGGACGCUGAUGGCGCUGAGGUCCCAGAAGAUAUCAAGAAGGCCGUUUUGGAUGUUGUUGGGAAUGCCUAUCCUCCUGAAUUCCUCAACCGUCUCGAUGAAUUCAUCAUCUUCAAACGUCUCUCUAAAUCCGCUUUGCGAGACAUUGUUGAUAUCCGAAUCAAGGAACUUCAAAAACGUCUAGAUAGCCGCCGAAUGAUCUUGCAGAUAGAUGAUGAGGUCAAGGAUUGGCUUUGUGAUCAAGGCUACAACCCUAAGUUUGGUGCUCGUCCUCUCAACCGGCUUAUUGCCAAGCAGAUUGGAAACAAGCUGGCCGACAAAAUCAUCCGCGGAGAAAUUACGUCUGGUCAAACUGCCAAUGUGUCCCUCAAUGAAGACAAGUCUGCCAUAUUGGUUUCUGCAGAAGGAGUUGAGCAAAGGGCAUAA